UAUAUUUGUAAACAACUUUAUAACAAAUCCAUUCAUGUCUUUUUACUUAAAACCACCCAGAGGACAGAUAAAUCUUCAUAAAUUAGAAGAAUGUGUGACACAGCGUCUUUCUAUAUACGACAAUAUAAAUCAGUUGGAAAACAUUUCCCUCAGAAAUUUCGAUUGUGUUAUCGAAGACAGCGGUUUAGAUAGAACUGGUCAUUUUUUAUUUAGAAUUCAAGCGAUCUACAACUCUUCCUUCAAAGACAUUUUUAUUCAUAAGGAGUGUGAACUGUUAAAACUAAGAUUAGAAUGUUAUGAAGAUACUGAUUUUAGGCGUUUUAUCAAAAAACUUUCACAAAAAUCCAGGGAGUUAUUAAAAAGUGAAGAAUUUAGUGAUGGUUUAAAACAAUUUAUUAUAUCACUUAUAGAACUAUGUUCGAAAAUGUUAGAAAAAAAUUAUGUUGUUCAUUUGAAGCAACAUUCUAAUAAGACCGAGUGUAAACAAAUUUUAUUUAAUAUUAAUUAUAAUAUUUGUCCUCUAUUACUAACUAAAAACGAGUUUUCUUUAAGAAAUGGAUAUUUACAAGUUCCUUGUUGUGCCAAAAUAAAAUUAUUUCAUGCUUUGUUUAAUAGAUUUCUUAUUCUUGCAAUAAAUGAAAUGAAAAAUGGAAUAGGGGUGUUUCACAUUUUACAAGAUACCCGCAUUAAAAAUGUUUUAAGUCUAAUAAACAAUCACUACUUUACCAAUUGUAAUAAAAGUUCACUAUUUAAAAUAAAAGACAUCGAAAACGAAUCGAAAUUCUUUCCUUUAUGUAUGCAAGCUUUGUUUCAAAAUCUGAAGAAAAACAACAGACUUUCACAUAAUGCAAGGUACGAUUUUAGUUUGUUCCUGAAAUGUUUGGGCGCAUCAGUGUUAGAAUCAAUAAAGUUUUGGGAAUUGAUAUAUUCCAAAAAACAUGCAUCCUGUUCAACAUGUACCCAUAGUUGGCAAGAAAAUGAAAGAAAGUAUGUUUAUGGGAUACGACACAUGUAUGGUUUGGAAGGUGCUAGAAAAAACUAUGAAAUGAGGACUUGUCAAUAUUAUCAGAAUUUGUCACUCUGUGCAAGAGACGAAGGCGGUUGUCCAUUUAGACAUUUCGACGACCAUAAUUUGAGACGGACUUUAAACAACAUAUUACCUUCAACCGAUGAAAUGGAAGUGAUAAUACACGAGAGGAAGGGAAGUCCUAAUGAGGCUUGUAAACUUACCUUUCAAAGUUUAUACAAACAAUUUACCACCGAAGAGAUUAACUUGAGCGAUGUUUUUUUCGCCAAUCCGGUGCAAUAUUUUGAGUUGUUGAAAAAAUCCCAGUUUUAAUGGAUUAUUUUAUCAAAUACAUAUACUGUACUCAAUACGUUUAAUUUAUAAUACAAUAUGUUCAGCAAAAAAUAUCUUAUAAUGAAAAUUUAUACUGAUAUUUGAGUGUGAAAAAAUGGAAUGUACGGGUCUAAUUAAAAUUCUUAAAUAAUC
Molecule: messenger RNA, 1492 nt
Organism: Aethina tumida (small hive beetle)
Lineage: Eukaryota; Metazoa; Arthropoda; Insecta; Coleoptera; Nitidulidae
Exons: 3
Coding region: 35-1339 (434 amino acids)
Biological process (GO): DNA replication, synthesis of primer
Cellular component (GO): alpha DNA polymerase:primase complex
Molecular function (GO): metal ion binding
Source: RefSeq, a predicted model, not a curated record